GCUGCCCCGCAGAUGUAUCGUCGGUUCGUCACGGAAUACGCGCGAGCAACGCUGCAGUCUGUCAAAAGUCGCGUUGCAGUGCACUCGUGCACUCACGGAAUGUUUGUACCUGAUGUGUUUAUCUUCCUGAUAACAGAGUAACGGAAGAGGCACAAAGAUGCGGAUCGUGUUCGUGAAAUUCCGUGAGAUCACGCAGAAAUAUCCGAUCGUUCGUGGUAUGAUAUCCUACGCGGCUAUAUGGCCAGCUGGUUCUCUGCUGCAGCAAAAAAUCACAGGCAAGAAGGAGCUUAAUUAUGCGGAGGCAUUACGAUUUAGUUUGUACGGUAGUCUUUAUGUAGCGCCCACGUUGUACUGUUGGCUCAGAUGCGCGUCUUUUCUUUGGCCAAAAAGCAAUUUGAAGUCUGCAAUCACCAAGGCUCUGAUUGAACAAGUCACGUAUAGUCCCGUAGCUAUGUGUUCCUUCUUUUUUGGCAUGAACCUUCUUGAAUUAAAGCCAGUUUCGGAAUGCAUCGAGGAGGUCAAAAUUAAGUUCUGGCCGACAUACAAGGUUGCCAUUUGUAUAUGGCCAAUUCUACAGACCGUCAACUUCGUCUUGAUUCCAGAGAGGAAUCGUGUUAUAUACGUCAGCGUUUGCAGUUUAGUUUGGACGACUUUCCUUGCGUAUAUGAAGACACUACAAGCCAAACGAGAACAAAAAAAACUGUUAGAGGCCAAUGACGUCAACUCUAUGAUUAUAUCAGAAUGCAAAGUACAAACCAGUGAGAGAAGCAUGCAGGUGCCUCUUCUACGAUAAAAAUUGUAGGGAAAAUUUUAAAUACUCUUAGAUUAAUUUAUACUUAUUAUUUAUACAUAGUUUAGGAAUGAAAAUUAUAUUUGUAUUUUAUUACAUAAAUAAUUCGUGGUAUCCAUGAUACAUAAGAAUACAAAUUUUAUAUUUAGAUAGGUAUAAUGAAUAUUAGCAGUUAAGGCAAAGUAUAAACAAAAUGUAUAAACACAAUAUAUAAACAAAAAUUGAAAAUACUUUUAGAGAUAUGUGUCUAAAUAAAAUUCGAUCAUAGUUGACAA
Dinoponera quadriceps is the source of this 1065-nucleotide messenger RNA. RefSeq names its product mpv17-like protein. NCBI's taxonomy places the organism in Eukaryota, Metazoa, Arthropoda, Insecta, Hymenoptera, Formicidae. Gene Ontology annotation, cellular component: membrane; cytoplasm. Bases 158 to 793 code for a protein of 211 amino acids. The transcript is spliced from 4 exons. The record is from RefSeq and is a predicted model, not a curated record.